This is a messenger RNA of Rangifer tarandus platyrhynchus (Svalbard reindeer), 294 nucleotides long. The record is from the annotation of a GenBank genome assembly. Lineage: Eukaryota; Metazoa; Chordata; Mammalia; Artiodactyla; Cervidae.
AUGGGGAGGGGCUGGAGGGGGACCCGGGUCAGACCGGAGGAGCAGCUCAGGUGGGAAGGCCCCCGGGUGGUCCUGGGGGCAGGGGCACAGCCUCCUGCUUUUGCUCCCAGCACCUGGGAAGCGGCGGUUGGGUCUUUGGUCUUUAUGUAUCUUAUUGCUCACAGCCGGCCCCAGCUGCACCUCCAGGCAGAGCAGCCUUCAGGCGUGAGCCUAAGCCCUGCUCCCGAGACCCCCGUGGCCCUCACAUCCCGCUGCACGCCGGCCUCCUGGUCCGAGGGGGAGGACGAGCUCUAA